This is a messenger RNA of Trifolium pratense (red clover), 1236 nucleotides long. RefSeq names its product PI-PLC X-box domain-containing protein DDB_G0293730-like. NCBI's taxonomy places the organism in Eukaryota, Viridiplantae, Streptophyta, Magnoliopsida, Fabales, Fabaceae. The transcript has a single exon. Gene Ontology annotation, biological process: lipid metabolic process. Gene Ontology annotation, molecular function: phosphoric diester hydrolase activity. The record is from RefSeq and is a predicted model, not a curated record. The coding region runs from base 214 to 1167 and encodes 317 amino acids.
UCCAAAACCAUAAUACUUCAACGCAACCAAAAAACAAUUGAGUGUAGAAAUACAAUAACUUUUCUCCAAUUCAUUAAAAAAAACAAAUCCAUUUGUAAGAUACCAUGCUUUAUUAUAUAAAAUCCCAUCAACAAAUUCAUUACAUAAACAUAAUCAAAGAAGAGGAAGAACUAAAAAUUCUUCUUCUUCCUCUUCUUUUACUUGUUGAAGAAAAUGGGUGCUCAGGUCUCGAAACAAAUCGAAAAGCGAAAGACAAUCGAAAAAGAAGAGAAAUCUCUUUCUGAUCUAAAGAGGUUAGGAGAAAACUACCCUGGCUCUGAUUAUAUCCCAUUAGACAGAAAAAUGUGGAUGUCUAAUCUGAAUCCUGAGAAACUUAAGAUCAACAUGAUUGUUUGGCCCGGAACACAUGAUUCUGCGACGAACAAAAUCGGUAUACCAGGAAUCACUCGGCCUUUCGCGCAAUGCCAAACCAUUUCCAUCUACAAUCAGCUUGUGAGAGGAACAAGAGUGUUUGAUAUUCGUGUGCAAGAGGAUCGAAGAGUAUGUCACGGAAUUAUCCUAACUUACAGCGUAGACAUUGUUAUCAGAGAUGUAAAAAAGUUCUUAUCAGAAACUGAAUCCGAAAUCAUAAUCCUCGAGGUUAGAACCGAGUAUGGACAUAAUGAUCCACCGGAAUUCGAUAAGUACCUCGAAGAAAACUUAGGUGAGUACUUAAUUCACCAAGAUGAUUCUGUUUUUGAUAAGACUAUUGCAGAAGUGUUACCAAAAAGAGUUAUAUGUGUUUGGAAGCCGAGAAAUUCACCACAACCGAAGGCAAGAAGUAGUCUUUGGAGUGCAGGUUAUUUAAGGGAUAAUUGGAUUAACACAGAUUUUCCAUUAACAAAGUUUGAGAGUAAUAUGAAAUAUUUGAGCGAACAGGAACGUGUUGUGUCUAGAAAAUACUUUUAUAGAGUCGAGAAUACUGUUACGCCUGUCCCUGACAACCCGAUUGUGUGUGUGAAACCUGUGACCGAACGCAUUCAUGGAUAUUCAAGACUCUUCAUUAGUCAGUGCUUUUCUAAAGGGUGUAGUGAUAGAUUGCAGAUAUUUUCUACUGAUUUUAUAGACUUGGAUUUUGUUGAUGCAUGUGUUGGACUCACCUAUGCAAGGGUUGAGGGUAAAGCAUGAAAUAAAUUGUUCUCUAUUUCUUCUGCAAUGUGUUUGAUUGUGUAUAUAUAAGAAAGUGUUUGUGAUGUA